Perognathus longimembris pacificus (Pacific pocket mouse) is the source of this 645-nucleotide messenger RNA. It is a transcript of the gene Cdc26, whose product is annotated as cell division cycle 26. The coding region runs from base 144 to 401 and encodes 85 amino acids. The record is from RefSeq and is a predicted model, not a curated record. NCBI's taxonomy places the organism in Eukaryota, Metazoa, Chordata, Mammalia, Rodentia, Heteromyidae. Gene Ontology annotation, cellular component: anaphase-promoting complex. Gene Ontology annotation, biological process: anaphase-promoting complex-dependent catabolic process; protein K11-linked ubiquitination; regulation of mitotic cell cycle. The transcript has 3 exons.
GUGAGUGAUGUGCAGCGCAUCCUGGGAAGUGUAGUUGAGAUGGCCUAGCAAUAGAUGCAGGGUGGGAGCUGAGGUUCCGGGAAAGACCUCAGACUUGGAAGGAGCUGAGUUCACUGGGUCUGGUUCUUGGUGUUGAUUUCAAUAUGCUGCGACGGAAGCCAACACGUCUGGAGUUGAAGCUUGAUGACAUUGAAGAGUUUGAGAGCAUCCGAAAGGACCUGGAGGCCCGUAAGAAACAGAAGGAAGAUGUGGAUGUUGUGGGAAGCAGUGAUGGAGAAGGAGCCACUGGGCUCAACAGUGACCCCAAAAGUCGGGAACAAAUGAUUAAUGAUCGGAUUGGCUAUAAACCCCAGCCCAAGCCCAACAAUCGCGCCUCUCAGUUUGGAAAUUUUGAAUUUUAGAUGGAUUUUCUUGAAUGCCAGAAUCCCAGAAUGGAAUAAAAUGAUGGUAGAAGUACAAAUCAGGUUUAGAGAAUUGAAUGCUUGUAGUGAAGCAGAAUGUUUUUGUCUCCUGCAUGUAAUUACUGAUACACAACUCACACAACCUGGAAUCUAAAUUCUGGUUUGUCUCUGGAACAUUUGACUGUGUAAAGCUUAUCUGUUUGCUUUUAAAAAUAAAUGUAUUUUUGGAAAAGUGUGAGACAUU